Messenger RNA from Drosophila biarmipes, 2714 nucleotides. RefSeq names its product zinc finger protein 26 (gene D19B). Bases 132 to 2447 code for a protein of 771 amino acids. Lineage: Eukaryota; Metazoa; Arthropoda; Insecta; Diptera; Drosophilidae. Gene Ontology annotation, molecular function: zinc ion binding; RNA polymerase II transcription regulatory region sequence-specific DNA binding; DNA-binding transcription factor activity, RNA polymerase II-specific. The record is from RefSeq and is a predicted model, not a curated record. Gene Ontology annotation, cellular component: nucleus. The transcript is spliced from 2 exons. Gene Ontology annotation, biological process: regulation of transcription by RNA polymerase II.
ACACGCACAGGCGAGUACACACAAAUGUGUGUUGUAUUGGAUUUUUUUCUCGGCGGAGAACAUUUCGGAUUGCUGCAGUUUUCGGGAUUUUGGGAUUUCGGGAUCGCCCAGCGUCGAAUUGAGCGUCCAACAUGAACGAGGGGAGCCAGUACUCCAUCCACACGGUGUGCCGCACCUGCCUGUCCACGCUGGACGACGCGGCGGCCUACGAUCUGUUCCGGGUGCCCGGCCUGGCCAAAAAGCUGUGCGUGUGCACCUCCUUGUCCGUGGAGCAGGCGGACGGCUUCCCCAAGAACCUGUGCACCCUCUGCUUCUCCAAGCUGAACGAGCUGCACGACUUUCAGAAGCAGUGCGUCGACUCCGUGCAGAAGUUCCAGGACCUGGUGGCCAGCAACGCAUUCGCCUGCCAAACCAGCUUCGAUGUCCUGGACACCGGUGCCCCCGUGGCGGACAUGCCCGGCGAGGAGGAGGACAACGUGCACUUUGAUCCGCUGCUCAACUCCAAGAUCGAGAUCAUCGAGAACGAGGAGGAUGUCUUUAAGAUGCUCGAGACCGUCGAGAAGGAGGUCGAGGAGGUGGAGAUGGAUCAGCUGGAACAGCCGUUCGCCGACGAAUCGCAGGACGACUCCUUCGAGAGCGGCAACGAUAACGACCUGGACGCGGACUUUCAGCUGAACAGCAGCGACGACGACAUUCCGCUGGCCCAGCGCAGCCGUCGCGGGGCUGCCCGUGGUCCCAAAGCCAAGGCGAAGUCGAAGGCAGCCGCCAACCGGCAGGCGGAUGAGGAGUCCGAAGAGUCCAGCUCCUCGGAGGACUCCGACGGCAACGUCAAGGAGAAGGCCAAGCGCAAGAGGAUUCCCGCCAAUGAGCGGGAUCGCCACCGGCUGAUUGAUUGCCACAUCUGCCACCAGAAGUUCAAGAAGGCUAUCCGCUACGAGGAGCACAUGAAGCAUCACAAUGAUCUGCUGCCGUUUCAGUGCACCGUUGAGAGCUGCCGGAAAGGCUUCACCACCGCCAACGGACUGCGAGUUCAUGUGGAGCACGCCCACACGGAAACAUCGGCCAUGCAUCCGUGCACCUACGAGGGGUGCAACAAGUCCUUCGCCCGCCCCGUGCUGCUCAGUUUCCACAUGAAGCGGGUGCACAAGGUGGACACCCCGCAGAGGGACUUCCCCUGCACGGAGUGCGAGAAGGUGUUCCGCUGCCCCACCGCCCUCAAGAAGCACAUGUACAAGCACACCGGCGAGGAGCUACCCUUCGCCUGCGAGAUCUGCGGCAAGCGUUUCCCGAUCAACAGUGUGCUGCGCGACCAUCUCCUGCGGCACGCGGGCAUCAAGAACCACGUGUGCCCGUACUGCGGAGUGGGCAAGACGACGCGGCAGGAGUGGAACAAGCACAUCCUGACCCACACCAAGGAGAAGAAGUACGAGUGCCGGCAGUGCGACCACGCCUCCCACAACAAACAGGCUCUGGCCAACCACGUAAAGGUGGUGCACGAGAAGCGCAAGGACUUCGCCUGCCAGUACUGCGGAAAGACCUUUGGCAAGUCGCACGCCUGCAAGAUCCAUGAGCGGAGUCACACCGGGGAGAAGUGCUGCGAGUGCAAGAUCUGCGGAAAGGUGUUCCUCUUCGAGAAGGGCCUCACCAAGCAUUUGAAGACGCACGAGAAACGCGACCUGCCUAAGACGCAGGGGGCCAAUCCCGACGGAGCCAGUGGCUCCUCUACGAUUGCCAAGCCCAGUCCGCAUCUGCGAGGCCGCGUCGAGCGGGUGGACAUCGCCCAGCUGGCAGGAACGGUGGCCAACCCGAUUCCAUCGGUAAACCUACCCUCGUGGUCGCCGCAGGUAAACUUCACCAAGAAGGAGGGCCAACACAUCUGCCCGGACUGCGGCAAGGGCUUCAACCACGUCAGCAACAUGAAGCUCCACUACAAGGUGGUGCACCAGAAGGUGAAGGACUUCUGCUGCCGCUUCUGCCCCAAGAGGUUCGCCAAGAAGCAGUAUCUGCGCCACCACGAGUACAUUCACACCGGCGAAAAGCCGUACGAGUGCAAGGUGUGCGGCAAGCACUUCCGCCAGGAGCAGGUGCUCAAGACGCACAUGAAGGUGCACGACAAGCCGCCGCGUCCGCCGGGCAAGCCCAAGGACCCAGCGGGUCCCAAGGCCGAGACCAGCACCACGGUGAAGCGGCAGCAGCCGAAGAACUUCGAGCAGUACCAGGAUCCGGCAGCGGAACGGGCUGCGGCCACCGCCGAGCUGCUGGCCUACCAGAUCGAGGAGAACGAGGCCAAGCGCAAGGCGGAGGCGGAACUGCGGAAGAUCCAGGAGGCGGCCUACGAGCAGCUCAACAAGCUCCAGAAGCAGACAAACACCUACGACGGCUUUUAUGCACAGAAGGCGGAGGCGGAAGGCACUUCGGUGGAUGCCCUGAAGCUGGACCAUGUUUGAGUGGCACGAUAGACCGGAAGUAGUUGCAACCUAACCCGAUUCCGCAUCCGUUCCGAUCCCUUUCAUUAUGUGUUUCUAUGAAGGACAUAUGAGUUAUAGGUCUCUAAGAUUUACCAACUAGUUUUCAUCACUUCGCAGACAUGUUUUUACUGUUUUGUAUUUAGCCCCCCUCUCAGCUGCUUAAGUUUGUACUCUACUAAUUGUAUUCCCUUAUUAAUGAUUUUAAUGAUUUAAUUUUAAUAAAAUAAACAGCAAUAAGUAUAAAAA